AUUAUGUCUUACAUCACUAAUGAGUUUUGUCAUUUGUUAUUAGUGUCAUAUUUGUGUUUGAUUGACUACAGUUGUUGGAGUACCUCGGUAUAUAUUCGACAAUUGAAAGGCAAAAUAGUUGUGAAACGUUCGUCGAAGUAGCAUUCAAAUACGGUUAAUAAAAUGAAUAUAACCCCGCAACAAAGUCUAUUUGCCGGGGAUCAAGCUGUUAUUAAGAACGAAGAGACAAAAGUUGUUGGAAAGCCAAAUCAUCCAGAAGAACCAAAUGAGAUAGAAGUUCUGCUAGAGCAAAUAUCAGAGCUUGCAGGACAGCAUGACAGUCUGUCUGCGGUUAUAAACUUGCAAACUGAAGAUUUCCACCAUAGACUAGGAGAAAAAGAUAAACAACACCAACGUUUGCUGGCGCAUUUAAAUACACAAGAGGAAUUGCAUUUCCACGAAAUAAGUGAACUUCAGCAUCAGCUGGAAGCUAAGAACCAACAAUGCGUGGAACUUCAACAGAGCUUGGAGCGUCAGCGCAGCAUCCAGGAACAAAAUAAUUCUUGUUCCAUAUGCCUGGAUUGCUGGAAUUCAAGUGCGGGGCAUGCUCCAGUCUCACUUCGAUGUGGCCACCUUUUUGGCUAUAGCUGCAUUUGCUACUAUUUGCGACGUGCCCGUUAUUGUCCCCAAUGUCGCCGCCCGGCUGAGCCAUAUGAUAUACGUCCUAUUUUCUUGGGUUCCUAACCAAUCAUUUGUAUAUGGUUUUUUGAAAG
Drosophila busckii is the source of this 752-nucleotide messenger RNA. Its product is annotated as E3 ubiquitin-protein ligase rnf8-B-like. Gene Ontology annotation, molecular function: ubiquitin protein ligase activity. Lineage: Eukaryota; Metazoa; Arthropoda; Insecta; Diptera; Drosophilidae. The coding region runs from base 163 to 723 and encodes 186 amino acids. Gene Ontology annotation, biological process: interstrand cross-link repair; protein ubiquitination. The transcript is spliced from 2 exons. Gene Ontology annotation, cellular component: nucleus. The record is from RefSeq and is a predicted model, not a curated record.